CACCUCGCAAAGAACCUUUCUCAUUACUCUUCUGUUGCAUUCUUGCCCUCAAGCGUUGGCGACCCAAAGUCGAUGGAUAUGCAUCAUAUUUGUGUCAAGGUUUGGGUGACCCAGCGUGCUGAGCACCACAAUUCUGGGACUAUCCGGAGCAUGUACGUUUAGCAGGGCGUCGACAACUGCAGCCCCGCACAAGCCACGGAGCAUUGGAUAGAACAGCAAGCGACGUGCGUGGAAUGGACUGGUUCGAUUAUGGCGCACUGGAACUGGCUGAAUACGAACGUUACAGACACGAAUCUCUAUUUACCUAUAUAAGCCGCUGCCACUGCUUCCGCUCCCGAAAGCGCCCACCCGCAAGUCUUGGGCGACCUUGCCCUCCCAUGUUGCGCGUGUUAGUUUGAUAUGUAGCUGUUGCGAUGUGUGCAGAUGCACGCUACCAACUUCACGUCCUUCUGGGGCCAUCAGCUGUCAGGUGUGCCGGCGGCGGAGGAGCGCCUGCGAGCUGUGCACAAGCUAGUGUCGGAGUACGCCACCAACCUGAUCGCUCACCUGGCGAGGCGCUUUCCCGACACUGCCUUCCUGUCUGCCCUGGCGCUGUUCGACCCCGCCGAGUACCCUGAGGCUGAGAGCGAUGUACGGACGUGGGCCGAGCCGAAGUGGGCCGCCAUUGCUUCUUACUUCGCAGAGCGGCGGCGGGCAGCUCAGCACACGCAUGCAUGCCACGCUUCACUCGACGUUCAGGAGGCCCAGGACCAGUUUUUCAUCUGGGGAGGUAUGAAGGCUAUGUGGAGCAUGCGGGCGAAGGCCUUGGCAAACCGCGCCGCCUUUGUGCAGUAUUAUGUCAAGCAAAAGGCCAUGCUUGAUGAGCUCCUUUCGGGCGGGGUGAGCAUGCUGGGUGAGGGAGAGGGCCUCGAUGUGCUGCAGGACUUGAGUGAGCCCAGCAGCUCUAGGCCAGUGCACCACGUGGAUGUUGCAUAUCAGGAGUUACUGCGUGAGAAGCGGGGUCUGUGCCCGAUGUUCCUGAAGCUAAUGCUCUUCUGCAUCAUGAUUAAGCCUACCUCUGUCAACUGCGAGCGAGUGUUCUCCUACCGCACGCUACUUAAGACGGACAGGCGGGCGCGUUUGUCUUCUGUCCGGCUGGCACAGUGCCUAUGGCUGAAGUACAACACGUCUGGCGAUUUGGAGGCGGAGAAGAAGAUGCUGACGGCGGCGGUCCGGGAGUACAAGUCGAAGGUGAACCUCCGCUUGUUUAACGACAUUGCAGAGAAGAUUGAGAACCAGAUUCGGCUGCCGCAGUUCUCCCGCAUGCGUGCAGUGUGAUUGGUGUUGUUGUUUUGCUCUUAAGCGUGGUGACUCGGGUGUGGUAGCCAUAACGGAUGCUUUAAUGCGCAGUGCUGCAGCAUGUGGAACUUUAAUGAGCUUAACGAGCAUGCGUGCAUUGAGACUGCUCCAAAGAGCAUUGGUCAUUCCAUAUUCAUUUCAUUCAUCCUAAACGCAUGCGUAGGGGGCUGUCAAGGUCUGACAAUAUAAAAUGUAAAGGGCGUCGAGAGGAGGGGAGGUGUUGCUGAUUGCACGGGUUUCAUGGCGGACUUUUGAGCAGCAUAGCUUGGAUGCCCACGCUGCAGAAUAUUAGGUGUGUUGACGACUUGGUGUCUAGGAUUGGGGUGGACAAUGGUGGGUACUGGGCUACUGGUGCGGACAUGUAAUGCAAUACUGCGGAAUUCAGCAGUAAAGCUAUUCUUGGUGUAUGAGCAAGAAAGCGAAAUUGGCC
Molecule: messenger RNA, 1768 nt
Organism: Astrephomene gubernaculifera
Lineage: Eukaryota; Viridiplantae; Chlorophyta; Chlorophyceae; Chlamydomonadales; Astrephomenaceae
Source: the annotation of a GenBank genome assembly